UGAUGGACAAUUUUUGUAUAGAAACGAAACUGCGCUUUGGCUAAAAAUGAUGGCUAAUUUUAGCCCGAUAAUGGCUCGAAGUUGCGUAUUUUCUUUGUGAAUAUAUAGAACAAUCAAUUGGACAUAAAUUUGCUGCAAGCCAUCAAAAACUAGUGAAGGAAAUGUUGUUUUUGUCCAGUGUUUGAUAAUAUCAGCUGGUGAAAAUGUCGCCUGUUUGUGAGAUAAAUUUAGAGUAUUAGGGUUUUUUUGAGCACAACAUUCGAUCACAACAAAAUGGUCUACAUAUUUUUUGUCCAACCUGGGGACAUGAUGACGUUUGACAAUGAGAUCUCCAUAAUGCAGAGUGUUGGAGAUCUGAAAGAAAAAAUUAAUGAAAAAUGCAAAAUCCCGCUGGAACAACAAGUGCUGCUCAUUAAUGGCGGUGAAGCUUUGGACACACAUAAAAAUCUCUGCUCGUAUAUGGCCGGUACCGACACUAAUCCCAUUUAUUUGUUCUCCACAAAUUAUGACAUUUCAAAAUUAGAUACGUUGAAAAGUCUUAACUAUGACGAUACUGAUUUAAAAGAGAGACUGUUAGACUGCUUAUCUCUACCUGUAUCAUUGUCCACUGUAAGAAGCAGAACUCUUGUCGCUCAAGAUUUUUUUAGUGUAGCUAAGGAACAAUUGGAAUUUUGCGAGAGUAUGGUGCAUGAUCAGCAUUUACAACAGCAAGGUUGGUCAGCAGUUAUAGCUAAUUUAGAAGAUAUAGUUACCGAAUUUAGGAAAAGAUGGGAGCUAUUCCUAAAAAUGUAUGAGGACUUUAUUGCAGAUCGGGAUGCUUAUGAUAAUUUUCUGUUAAGUUUUGCUGAAGACAAGAAGACUUUACAAAGAAUACCUGUAUUAGAUGCUUUAUUAGACUCCCAAAAAGAACUACUAGAAGGUUCUAGAUUUUCAGAAAACGCAACUAGCACGUCAGAAACUGAGGCUAGUAAAGAUAUUAGUUUAUAUGAAUGGAUCUCAUCGGUGGACAGGAAAAAUUCUCUAGACGAACUUUAUGAACUCUGCAAAUCCAAUUUGAAUAAAUUCGAAAAAGGAAUCAUGCCAUCACUAGAACAACAAAUUUUUGAUACGUUACAAACCGCAGAAAAACCUGAACGUAAAGAAAUCGAGGGUUUAGGGAAACGAUUGUUCGACUUGCAGGAACUAAUAAGAAAAAUCAAGAAAUAUGUUGAACACCAAUCUGAUAUGGCGCAGAGUUUUUUACAGAACCAGAACAGUGCAUCCCAUAUGAAAGACACAUCUAUUCUGCCAGAUUUGUGUGAGACGCAUAUGAAACAGUUAGAGUUGAUCAAGAUAUGUCAUCAGAAGCUUAUGGAUGACAGAAAUCGGAUUGUUAGGGCCAAAUAUGAACUUAGUAAAAGUCUAUGCGCUAGAAUUGGUUGGGUUCAAAACGUUGAAGACAAACUAUGGGAACUAGACUCAUUAUUAGUGUACUUCCACGAGCAUUUGCAAAGAUUACGAAAGCACCUGGAAGUCUUUCAACAACUUCACUUAGCUCCAAGUACUUACAUGAACGCAGUUGUGGAAGUAGUAAGGAGACGCUCAUUUUCUCAAACAUUUUUACUAUGGGCCUCUGAUCUUGCUUGUCAACAAAUGACCAUUCACAAUGAAGAACUGACUCGUAGGAAAGAGUUUGGCUCCCAAUUUGAUGGGCAUUUUCUGAAUGCCUUGUUUCCGGGCAUGGGGGAUGUCCCACCUGCGUUUGCCAUUGAAGCACCAUCUGUGUUUGAUGCAAAAUUGCCUAACAUAAGCGAGGAGGAUAUCGAGAAACUUAAAAAACUCGUGCCGGAUUUUGCUGAAAAUUUGACGGUGCCGGAUAUGAAUCACAUAAUUAGUUUUUUUAUGGGGAAAAUUUCUGCUACGAAAGGAAAGGAGGAUAAGGUUGAUGAUGCAAAAGGUGUUGAAGAUAAACUAAUACAAGCUGUAUCCGAUGUUGGAUUAGCUAGUUACCUAGACAAAAAUUUAUUAAAGGCCACUGGUGGUAGUGAACCCUGUUUAGUAUCAGCUCCUGGGCUACAACAUUGCAAAGAUGAUAGAGGCUGUGAGUCCGAAACCGACACUGAAGAGUUUGAAAAAGUUGGCCAAAGCCCACUGGAACUAAUUUUUCCUAAAAUUGCUGAAAAACAAGAUGCAUCUACUAGUACGGAGGAUAAUCUUCAAAUAUCACGUUCAGAACAUGAAAAACUAAAAAACUCGUUCCUAAGUUUGAGCAUUAUCGCUAAACAAGUAACGAAAAACUUGCGCACCGAAUUAAAUGAAUUUAAAUCUCAAUUUGUCCACGACUCCCAGUUACUCUGCAAACAUUACGAGGAUUUUGGUAGUUCGUGGAACUCUUUAAUAUUAGAAACAAAUAGGAAUGAGAAGGAAAUAGUGGAAAGUAUGCAGAGGCAAAAUAAUGAUGACAAGGAACAGUAUCGUUACAAUUUAUUGGAGAAAGAAGAUUUUAUUAGGAGACUGGAAGAAGAUAAAAGAGCAGUGGAAGACCGAUUAUUGAACACCUUUAAGCAAAAAGAUGUAUUAGAAGAGCGAUUAAGUGAAAGCGCUAAUAAAGUAGAUGAACUUUUGAGGCAACUACAAGAAAAUUAUGAAGAUAAAGAAAAAUGUCUCAAGGAGUUGACAGAAAACUUGAGGAUGGAACAUCGAGCUGAGUUAGAUAACAUUAAAUCCCGUUUUAGGUUAAUGACAAUGGAACGUAGUCCUUCCUUGACUUCAUUAGAACGUGAAAAAUCAGGGGAUUUUUCUAGCUUACCAGGUCACACAACUUUACUGGUACAAAUGACGGAAAAUUUCGAAUUAGACAAAGAAAAAGCCGUUGCAGAAGAAAGACAACGUUGGGAAACAAUUUUAGAAGAAAAAACAAACGAACUACAACAAAAGUAUCAAGAAGAUAAAGAAAUUUACGGUCAAGAUAUUGCCAAGCGAGUGUCUGAAGAUAAGGACAAACAAAUUGACAUACUUAGAGAGCGGGAAAAAAAUCUAAAUUUAGAAAUAAUAAAGCACAAAACUACCAUACAACAAUUGGCCGAGUACCAACAAGACAAAAUGGAAUCCGAAUUAUAUGAACAAAUUGAGGCCCUGAAACAGGAAAACAAGAAUCUACAGGAGCAGUUGGUGCAACUUCGGGAACGCCAGGAAAGUGUGGAGUUUUUAAGCAAACCUGACUUGACAAGUCCCAGUGAAAGCCUUGAAAUGACCAAAAGUGAUACAGUAUCAGCAAGACUACCCAAUUUGAAUAUUGACAGUUGCAAAAUAGGUGAUAUUGUGCUAGUUAUUUGGGACCAAUACCAUAAGAAUUUUAAGAUUUUACAAGAAUCAAAGCAUGCAUAUUUUUUGCACUCAGAGUGUUUAGAUAAAUUAGGGUUGAGCUUGUCGGAUGGUAAACCUAAUAAAUUACAUUGUACUGGGGAAGUUUUAGCUAAGGAAUUGUGUCAAACUCAAAAGAGCAACAAUAGAUUCAAUGUUCCAAUAGGGACAAAGUUUUUCUUGGUUAAAGUAAAACCUUUGAUGCCUUCUGAUCUCGCUCAAUCUCAUGUAACGGAACUUCCGGACCGACCCGAAGAGUUGCUAGCCAGAAGUGUGGAAAAGCAAUUCGCAGAGGAUAGUGGCAUUGUGGAUAAUGUUGAGCAAGCGAUGUCUGCUACAGAAGAUACUUAUCGAUUGAAAGAGGAAACAUUUUGGUCAGCUCAAGACAAUGACAAGUUGUCUCAGGAAAAAGAAAAGAGUCCUUGUCAUAGUUUAGAAAGUUUACAAUCCAAAAUUACUGUUCAAAAAUCGAGUCAAUUUAUAGAAGAGGAUAAAAAAGACCAAGAAGAAAUGACACUCCUAAAACAAGAAAAGAAACAACUAGAAGAGGAACUAGCAAAAAUCAAAAGCGAAAAGGAAGCACUUACGACAUCUGUAGCCCUUCAUGAAGGAAAACUAGAUGCUACUACAAGUCCCUUAGCCUUGUCUCCACCCACAUCGGACCUCUCUAGAAGUGAAAUAGUAUCCAGCAGCAGACCACACAGGCUCAAUAUCGACAGCUGUAAAAUAGGCGACAUUGUUUUGCUACUAUGGGAUCCUGCCCAUGAGAAUUAUAAAGUUUUACAGGAAUCCAAGCAUACCUAUUUUCUGCAUUCAGAUUCUAUUGAUAAAUUGGGUUUAUCCAUUACUGAUAGUAUACCCAAUAAACUUUACUGUACUGGGGAAGUAGUGGAUAAAGAGUAUUGCCAAACUAGAAAGAGCGAAAAUCGUUAUAAAGUACCAAAAGGAGCCAAAUUCUUUCGAGUAAAAGUUAAACCAAUUGUUGCACUUCGUGACUCAAAAGAUCUUAUUCAAUCUUCAUAUUCAACUCGUCAAUCUACGUCGAUGUCAACUAGUCAAUCAGUGAUUGCCACUUUUGAUCCUUUAAUAGAAGAACCUCGAGCUUCUACGAGUGUUACCAUACCAGAGGAAGAAUUAGGUGCAAAUAAACAUUUUGUAGAAGAUAGCGGUAUCGAGGAAGCUACUGUUGCAAUAGAACACAGUGAUCGGUUUGAGGCUGACGAGUGUAAAGAAGUCGUUGAACAAAGCACAAAUUGGUUAGAAGCAAUGUUUCGGAGCAUGUUUAGCAAAUAAGUUAUUUAAAGUAGUUUGCUGCUUUAUUAUUAUCUCUUGGCAAGCCUCUACUCUAAGGUGAUAAUAUUAUUUAAAAUAAGACAUAAAUUGAAAAAAAAAAAAAAAAUGGUUUUGUGAUAUUAAAUGCCUUUUUUGAACUGUGUAUCAAAACGAGAUAGGGUUGUGUUUUAAAAAAACAACACGAGGACUAUUUUUUUUUUGUAUAUCAAUUGAAAAAACCUAUAUUAGGUGUGUUAAUUAUUGUAAAUGACCAUAAUACAAUUAAACAUUAAACACUUUCAUCGGCUUGUUAAUAAUUUUAAGGAUAUUUUUAUUACAUUUUAGUACCUGUGCAUAAAUAGAUAUCGUCAUUUUUAUAUGUUGCGAACAUAAGAAUAAUAAAGAAUUCGUAAUA
Ceutorhynchus assimilis (cabbage seed weevil) is the source of this 5029-nucleotide messenger RNA. The record is from the annotation of a GenBank genome assembly. NCBI's taxonomy places the organism in Eukaryota, Metazoa, Arthropoda, Insecta, Coleoptera, Curculionidae.